AACCCUGCCGUCCUCCUCCUCCCAUCGAAACCUCUGGUGCCUCGGCCACCGCAGCAGCCUGGGCGUGGUGGCCCCUUCUCCGCCGCGGCUCACUGGGCGGCGUCAUCCCGGCUCUCCCGCGCGGCGGUGGCGGCGCGCGUCUCCUGCGGUGCUCGUGCUCCUCCCGCGCCCAGCCAGAAAUUUGUAGCUGAAAGUUUCUUCGAGAACAAGCAAGAGCUUUGCGUGUCUCGACAUUAAAGAAGAAAUUGUAGCUGAAGCAACAACAGCAAAGGGAACAAUGGCACUAUCACGUAGUAUGAGAACAUGUUUGCACAGUGGAAGACUUGCCCUUCUUGCCAUAUUGGUCUCUGGUGGAAUUGUGUUGCAGAUCCUGGCUUGUGCUCUCUAUAACAACUGGUGGCCAAUGCUAACAGUUCUGAUGUACCUUAUCCUACCGAUGCCCCUCAUAUUUUUCCUGGGUUCUGAUACUUCCUCGAUUAUGUCUAACGGGGGUGAUGGCUGGGUGAACUUCACGAAAUUCUUGACGGGCGCAUCAAUAGUGGGGAGCAUUGCCAUUCCGUCGAUCCUAAAGCAUGCUGGUGUCAUUGGAUGGGGAGCCCUGACGAUGGAGCUGUCAUCGUUCGUGGUCUUCGGCGUGGCGAUCCUGUGGUUUAUCCAGAUGAGCAGUGAAGACGAGUACAGCAGUGUGUUCUAGUUUUAAUGCUCACAUCCUCUUGGCCGCGUGAUACCUUUGCAAAAUGGUUGUGAACUUGCUUGUACAGCAACAGUCGGAGCAUUGCCUUGGUCGUUGGUCCCCAUUAGUGAUACUCUCUCUUAGCGAAAAAUUGGAUGCGUUUGUACAUGUUUGGUCCGCCAUUGUGGUCCUCUGGUGAUGCUGUUCCUGACAUACAGAAAAUUUGUUUACGUGGUAUUGAUCCUCGACUGCCUGCCCCAUCUCAAUGGCUAUAUGGCAGUCCAAAUAGAUGCCAAUCAGGUUGCCCUCU
Setaria italica (foxtail millet) is the source of this 983-nucleotide messenger RNA. Its product is annotated as vacuolar protein sorting-associated protein 55 homolog. Gene Ontology annotation, biological process: late endosome to vacuole transport via multivesicular body sorting pathway. The transcript has 5 exons. The record is from RefSeq and is a predicted model, not a curated record. Bases 278 to 694 code for a protein of 138 amino acids. NCBI's taxonomy places the organism in Eukaryota, Viridiplantae, Streptophyta, Magnoliopsida, Poales, Poaceae. Gene Ontology annotation, cellular component: endosome.